UUGAACUGAUCAGUCGUAAGUUGGACGCGAAUGAGUAAAUAUAUGAGUAUACUCUUCCGCUUGGUCAACUGAGAAUUCAUUUGUUCAGUUGUGAAUUGUUACAGAAAGUGACGUCGCGCGGUAUUUCGGAAGUGUCUCGGUUUUGUGUCACGUUCUGACGAAUCAGAGGGUCAGAAGAAAGUAUUGGAUUGCACGACGAGACUUCUGGUGCUUACAAACAACGGAAGAGUGGAAUUAAAUAACCGGCACCGAGACCAACACCGAAAGGAUACUUACUUCCGUUUGGCUUUUUAUGUGUGAGGGGAUGUGAAGAAGAAGAAGCAGUGUGACAUCGCCAUGGAAUAAACAGAUGGAACCGUCUGCUGAGAGUGUGUCGUGUAAUUAAGAGUGGUUUGAACGGAAUUGCUUCUGGAGCGAUGAAAGGAUGCUAAGUGGUGUGGAUUCAGUGUGAUGUGGAUAGAGCUCUCGAGAUUGAUUAGUGAACGUUUGUUCUGAAACUUGUCGCAGGUGCGUGGAUGCUCUGUGUUAACGUUCGCCAUGAAUGCCAUAGCCAAGAUGUACCCGAAACUGAGUGCCGUCGAGCUGUCAGCGAUUCUGAUGAAAGGUGCUGCAAUGUCGGCCGCUUCUCUGGAACGAGAUUCCGGUUUCAAUUCGGGCAGCUCGGAACAUGAAGAUGAUCUCAAAAGUUUGGACCAGAGUUCCAGGGAUGGAAUAAUCAGUCCGGAGAAUAGCUCCGAGGAUUCGGUGGAAGUAAAGUUGCCUCAACCCUCGGUCAUUAAAAACAAGCGGAAAAGUACCGAACCUCUUAGGAUAAUCACAGAAUCGGAAUCGCUCGGACCGAUCAAGAAGCGCAUCCGCUACGAGGAACGGUUAAGCCAAGGGAAGGAAAUCCCAGAUCACCAUGUCGGGGGUAAUCCAUUCCGACCAUGGGCACCAAGUGAAGAAAUGCCCAACGGUCAUCCACUACCAGCCCACUUCCUUAACCCUGCAGAUCUUCUGGUCAGACACCCCGGAGUUACGACACUUCAUCGUGCCAUCAGCAUUAAACCCUUGGAUCAACUCCAGCAACAGAUCCAACCAGCCAUCCGCCCAUCAGCGACCUCCCCUCCGAUACCCCACCAGCAGCAGCCCCUUGCAUUGGUGUCCAAAAAAUCCCUCUCCGCCAAAUCCCAAGAGAAAAUCGAAGAAGACUCCCGGCGGAACCAUCUACAGCACUCGCUGCAUCCCCCGAACCAACCAGCGGUGUUCGUACCUCCCCAGCCCAUUGUCGGUGAACCGUCGGGAUCCUCGACGAAGCCACUGCAUCCGCGUAACUACAAAAACAUGACCCGCGAGCGACGAAUCGAAGCGAACGCCCGCGAGCGAACCCGGGUGCAUACGAUCUCGGCGGCGUACGAAAAACUCCGCCAGGCCGUCCCUUCGUACUCCAACUCGCAAAAGCUGUCCAAGCUGUCGAUUCUGCGGAUCGCUUGUUCCUACAUUCUAACCCUCAGCAGGAUGGCGGGAGAGGAUUACAGUGCCGACGGUUCCGAGCCGUCGCUCGACGAUUGCGUUGAGAUGGUGACGAAAACCAUCCAAACCGAAGGGAAAAUUAAGAAGAAAAAAGACGACUGAAGGUGUCAAUCAAAGCGGGGAACGCGGUGUGGUGUUUGUGAUAAUAGGCGCGGUGAAAAGCCCCUCAAACGCAUAGCAAUAGAGGGAGCUGUCAAACAGAAUUUGGGUGACUUUCGGUUUGAAGUAUCGCGCGCAGAUCAGAUGAUGGUGAAACAACUCCAUUUUUUUUGCUGUCGUAGGUUUAGGUCCAAAAUCGUUAUUUAUUCUGCUACCUUAGUCGCAUGUUGUGUAAGUUCAUUUUUUCCGAGAAUCUCAGUUGAAACUAAAAGUUAGACUUUUAAGCGAAGAUAUCGAUAGUACAAAUAGAUGGAACGCAGAAACGUUGCAGGUCUGAUUCGUCGCCAUAAUGCGAAAUUUGAGACAAUAAUAUCUCUGAAAAAAAAAACUAAAAAUCAAGCAAACAAUAAAAACAGAGUUGUGAUUUUACAGUAGAUUUCACAAAGAAAACAGCGAGUGCCAUACGCCAAACUAACAUCUGUUUCAAACUAUAUUAGUCCACGAAGCACAAACAACAAGCAUUUUUGCCAAAACAAGCCAAGCGCAGCUCUCAGCUGAAUGAAUCAUUCACACUAAUGAGCAGAAAACAUAAUAUUUUAUCGCCCCCAGAGUCACGCUCUCAUAGUGGGGUUAAUGGUUUUCAACAAAUAAAUAACUGGUCCUUAGUAGAUAGUACAUGUAAAAAUUUCGAUAAGUACGAUAAGCCAUAAUUUAUAUUUAUAAGCAAAUCAAAUUUGUGAUUGUUUUGUACACAAUUUUAUGUCCUACACAAUAUCCAAAACUCUACUU
Molecule: messenger RNA, 2400 nt
Organism: Toxorhynchites rutilus septentrionalis
Lineage: Eukaryota; Metazoa; Arthropoda; Insecta; Diptera; Culicidae
Gene: net
Product: transcription factor Atoh1
Exons: 2
Coding region: 538-1614 (358 amino acids)
Molecular function (GO): DNA-binding transcription factor activity; protein dimerization activity
Source: RefSeq, a predicted model, not a curated record